Messenger RNA from Stereum hirsutum FP-91666 SS1, 3978 nucleotides. RefSeq lists its product as uncharacterized. The transcript has 3 exons. Bases 1 to 3978 code for a protein of 1325 amino acids. The record is from RefSeq and is a predicted model, not a curated record. NCBI's taxonomy places the organism in Eukaryota, Fungi, Basidiomycota, Agaricomycetes, Russulales, Stereaceae.
AUGGACGAUCCCUGGUCGAAUGCAUGGAGCGACCCUGCAGACCUUUCCGCCUCUCACAAGUCUCCCACUACCCCUACUUGGAAUUCGAAACAAAAUAUUCAGGAGUCCGAGGAUGAUGAGGCAGAUAUUGCCAUGCCAUCUUGGGCGACCGGAGCUGGUAUAAACUGGGCGGAACCCUCACAGGAUACACACAGCUCCCUGUGGUCUCAGGUACCUCCUUCAGCUGGAUGGUCUCCACCCCAUUCUUUCAGCGACAUUCAGCUUGUAAAGGCGCCCGAUUUGGAUUCUACUAAAGAGCCUAGUCGGCCUGCGACUCCGGAGGAUGUCCAACUUUCUUCCCCGAACCCCGCUUCCCCUAUUUCCCAUGUAGAAACACAGGAAGAACGUCUAGAGGUACCAUCAGAGGAUAGUCCUUCGCAUUCUACUCGUCCAAGCUCUCCAUCACAUUCACCCAUACCAUCCUCGUCCCCAAAUCCCGAUGGCUUCGGUACUUUCGAGACCGGCGCCACAAAUGAGCUCGACCCUUGGCCGGCCUCGGCCUCGCCCUUCGACGCUCAGGAGAACGGAGAGAAUGCCUGGGGCUCUGCAUGGGAGGACAAGGCCAAAGAAGAUCCCACGACCUCUGAACAGGAGUCUGUUGACGAAUGGGAGGCUGCGAGACGCAUGAAACAGGAAAUGGAUCGUCGAGUGCCACCAGAACUACUAGCCAGUAUUCUGAAAGAAGGAGAUGAAGUGUCCAGCCUUGCUUGGCCGGAGCCGAAGGACCUUCCUGAGGAACCCGAAUGGCAACAGCGAUGGCAAACCGGUUGGGACAGUGUUGAGAAUCUUGACGCCCUUCGCGCACGCUACAUGCCUGAGAUGAACCUACCCCCGUUACAGCCCUUUACACAAAGUUUCACUGGGAAGGCAAUGAUUAACUCCGUCAAACUUACGAGGAAUAUCGCGCUCUCCAGAUCCAGUCCAAUGGGGCACUUCCUAUCCGGCAGAGGGUCGACCGCCUGGGAAGCAUCCAUCAAGUCGCGCGUUGAGACGGUUCAGGACGAAGUCCCGGUUGGGUGGAGGAUAGUGGAGAAAGAGCAGGAAGGAAAGGUUGAAGAAAAGACUAAGAAGUCCGGAGGAUUAUUGGCCAAUUUGUGGAAUAGGAGGGCGUCGAAUAUACCUCGACAGGACUCCAAAGUAGCACAAGACACGUCUUCAAAGUCAGAGUCUCCUGUAGACACUGCACGGUCAAGCAUGGAAAGCGUCAAGUCACCGUCGUCCUCAACAACCGCUACCACUAACAAAGUCUCUUCUCCGACGACUUUGUCCCCGUCUUCUACUUCGCCUUCUACCUCCGCGCCUCCCGCGCCGUCAGUGGAAUCACCCCCAGCGUCGACGUAUGCUGACGCAGGCCUUCCAUCGUUUGAGUCAUUUUCUCCAACUUCACAGGACAAAACCCCUGAGGCUCCUCAAAAUCCUUCCGCCGUCACACGUUUCUUUAAUCGAUUCUCACGUCGGGCAUCGACCCCUUCACCUCAUAAUUCUAUGAUGCUUUCAGGAGACGAUCUCGAGUUCUUGUCGGACAUGGUUCCCAGUGCAAGUGAUGGUGACCUCGACGAUGAACACACUGACAGCAACGACCCCCAUCUCAAGGCUCUGGAGAACAUGCUCGCCAGUAAACCCAUUGGCGGUAAACUGCCCGCCCCUCUUCCGCCACCGCCGCCGGCACCCUCGCGUGUCACGUCAACGCUUUCGAAUAAUAAUGCUGGUCAUAAUUUGAAGACGAAUGGCCCGGCCUCUCUGUCCUUUGACGUGCUGGUGCCUACUGCAAUCUCCCGCAGUUCAUCGCCGUCAUCAACCAAUCCACCACUUUCACUACCUCCUCAUUCCUCCACGACCACACCUACGGCCUCUUCGUCACGACCUAUAAGUCCAGCUCAACAAUCUUAUUCCACCUCCAGUCAUCCUCGACCCACCCAUUCCUCGCGAAAUAGUCGUUCUUCUCUAUCUUCGGUGUUCCCUUCCCCGACGGCGGACUCUACACCCCAGCCUGUGACGUCGCUUGCAUUAUCUCAAGCUAGUUCACAGCCAGUGCCCCGGCCAAUGUCGACCGCAUCGAUAGCAGCUUCAUCCGCAGCCGCUGGGAAGAUCUCUUCCCCGUUCUCUUCAGCCCCGCACUCGCGCUCUCAGAGCCCCGCAUUUUUUUCUCCGCCGACAACGUCUUCCGCAGUGCCAACCACCAUCUCACCGUCGACUUUGAGAGCUUCACAGCAGCAGAUGUCGGCAGCAGCAGCAGCUGUACGGAAUCCGCCGUCGCUACCGUCUUCGCUCGCUUCUCAGUCUCAUUCGAAUGUGCCAGCCGAUGACGAUGACUUUGGCGACUUCGCGGACUUUGGUUCUUCUUCGCAAUCUCCGCUCGCACAAAGUUCAUCGACCUUUUUCGACGACAGCGGCUUCGGAUCGCCUGUUACGACCGCUAAACCAACACAGACAUCGUUUACCUUUCCCCCGCGUUCCGCGUUCGCGUCUUCGUCGCAUGCACCGAAGCCCUCUACGACCUCCAUCGUCUCUUCUUCGUCAUCUACAGCAUGGCUGGGACGUCCUCACGCUGAAUCGGUCACAAGCAACGGGACAGAUGUCGUCUCGCAUAAGUCUCUAGACUCGUUCGAUGACGAGUUCAGCUCGUUCAUGGGGACUUCUGCGCGAUCAAAUAGUCCUGCCCACGCUCAACGUUCACAAGCGAAAUCACCCUUGUCUACACAACCAAUGAAACCGAUGAUCCCACUGAUUGCGUUGGGACAACCUCUCAAACGACCACCAUCCACGUCCAGAUCGAGUUCAAUAUCUCCAUCCGUAUCCGCCCCCGCUCUCAGCAUCAGCGUCAGCCCUCCCCUCACUCGUAACAGGUCUCUGAAUCGACCCCUUUCCUCUCGGACCUCUCCUGUCGACAUAAUGAAUAGGAACGCACCAUCUUCUUCCUCAGCUUCUCCCAUCGACCCAAGCGAAUCAGACAUCAUCCACGGGAAUCCCAUCUCCGCUUCCUCCUCCUAUUCUUCACAGACGAUGUCCGCUGGGCGCAAGAUAACAAGAGCAGAGAACCACCAACGCACGACCUCAUUGAUGGAACUAGCAGCGUCGAGACCUGCCCGAUGGCCUGCUCCGAUAUCUCCUCUACCCGAGGUCUUAUCGCCACCUCCACCCAGUCACAGCGGGGUAGGAUUGGUGGAGACAGAUUUAUUGGGUGAUGGCGACGGCCUGGGAGUCCCGAACAACAACGUCAAUUCGGUACAAGGUUCGAGGUUCGCGGGGAUGCAGACCGCGUCUUCUGUGUCCCAGUCUCGGUCUGCAGGCCUGGGCUUACUUGGGGAUGACAUGGACGACGAUAACUGGAUGGGAGCGAUGAGCAACGGGAUUGGCAACAACGACAGACCGUCCUCGAUAUCACCGCCUCCAGCACCUCGACCGAGACCACCAAUCCCAGUCCCUCUCUCAGCCCAAACACCACCUUUCAUACCCGCGCCACCUCUACUUCCACCACCUCCACGACCUGGCUCCUCCAGUUCUGUGCUCGGUUCGGGUGGACACGGAGGGAUGUCAGUGUUAGCGCGGGGUAGACCAGCUGUGGCAAGUAAUGGGGUUGGUGAUGCGGCUUCUACCGUGGGCUCGCCGAGGACACCGACGCUUUCGCCGGAUAGUACGCCUCUUGCGAUGUUGGUCCCUAGUGGCGGAGGCGGGAAUGGAGGAGGUGCUUCUGUGGCAGGUGUGAAUGGAGGCGGAUUCGGGUCAUCGAGAUCGCCUCCUCCACUUUCUCCUCCUGGUAAUGGCACGCUUUUAGGUUCGGGGCUGUGGGGAGGAAAUGGAAUGCAGUCGAUGGUGGCUACGAUUCCGACGCCACCGCCGCCUUCGUUGACGCCUGUAGCGGUUGUGCCGCCUGUGUCUAACGCGAAGGGCGCUGGUGGGCUUUCAGCGCAGGAUUUGAGCUUCUUCGAGGGGUUAUGA